Bubalus bubalis (water buffalo) is the source of this 528-nucleotide messenger RNA. RefSeq names its product MIEF1 upstream open reading frame protein. Lineage: Eukaryota; Metazoa; Chordata; Mammalia; Artiodactyla; Bovidae. The transcript is spliced from 3 exons. The record is from RefSeq and is a predicted model, not a curated record. Bases 170 to 382 code for a protein of 70 amino acids.
CCGGCUCCCUUCGGUUCCUCCUCUCAGCUCCGGUCGCAAGGUCGUGGCCCGGAAGUAAAGGGGCCAUGUUGGUGGGUGACCCUAGGAGAGGUACCGGGCGAGAGGCGAAUCGCGAGUAGAGGAAGUGCGCGCGGUCCUCAGCUUGACGCCCAGCCCCUGUCAGUCCCCCAUGGCCUCAUGGAGCCGAGAGGCGGUGCUGAGUCUCUACCGGACUUUGCUUCGCCAAGGCCGACAGCUUCGCUACACUGAUCGAGAUUUCUACCUUGCCUCCAUCCGCCGUGAGUUCCGGAAAAACCAGAAACUGGAGGAUCCCGAGGCCCGGGAGAAGCAGCUGGAAAAGGGCCUGGUCUUCCUCCACAGCAAGCUGGGAGGGAUCAUUUAGGAUCCUCUCCUUUCCCCUCCCAUCUUAAUUCCAAGGGAAAGAGGACACAGGUGCCUUCCAGAGACACACCUGCCUCUCUCCCACCUCCACCUCACAGAUGCAUUAAGAAGUCUCAGGUGCGCGAUGGCAGGCUCUGGUGAGCGCAA